ACUUGCACAAGCCCACUUCCGGCACUUUCUGUCCCCAGUCAACAGUGUGCGAGAAGAUUAUGGAGCUGCUGGGACAAAACGAAGUGGAUCGCCGGCAGCGCAAGUUGGUCAUCCUGAGCCAGGACUGCUUCUAUAAGGUUCUGACGACAGAGCAGAAGGCGAAGGCCUUGAAGGGACAGUACAAUUUUGACCACCCAGAUGCUUUUGAUAAUGAUCUGAUGCACAAGACUCUGAAAAACAUUGUUGAAGGCAAAACUGUCGAGGUCCCCACCUAUGAUUUCGUGACGCACUCAAGGUUGCCAGAGACCACGGUAGUCUACCCAGCUGAUGUGGUUCUGUUCGAGGGCAUCUUGGUAUUCUACACUCAGGAGAUCCGGGACAUGUUCCACCUGCGCCUCUUUGUGGACACAGACUCUGAUGUUAGGCUGUCUCGAAGAGUUCUACGGGACGUGCACCGAGGGAGGGACCUGGAGCAGAUUCUGACUCAGUACACCACCUUUGUGAAGCCAGCAUUUGAGGAGUUCUGCCUGCCGACCAAGAAGUAUGCUGAUGUGAUCAUCCCCCGAGGAGUUGACAAUAUGGUUGCCAUCAACCUGAUCGUUCAGCACAUCCAGGACAUUCUCAAUGGUGACCUGUGCAAGCGGCAUAGAGGAGGGCCCAAUGGGCGCAACUACAAGAGGACCUUCCCUGAGCCAGGAGAUCACCCUGGGGUGUUGGCCACUGGCAAGCGCUCACACUUGGAGUCUAGCAGCAGGCCCCACUGAGACCAGCAUACGUAGAUUCCCCACAGACCCAUGAUUAAGGGUCUGGGCCUGGGGGCAACCACUUGCCCUUAAAAGCAGUCAGGGAUUCUUCUCAAUGUGAUCUAGGGUGGCAGCAUUUAGGACCAAAGCCUUCCUUGCUUGGAAGGGCAGAUUCAUGCUGACAGAGCAUUCCGGUGUCUUCUGCUUCCUUUCAUUGGAGGAGGUUAGCAGGUCUCUGGGUCACUGAGAAGUGUCCCAAACUGCAUAGAAAGCCCAUGGUGCUGGCUUCCAGAGGGAUGCAGGACAUACAUUAUGAGGCAACUGAGGAACAGCCCUGGCACUGGCUGUCUUGGUGUUGAUAGUGAGCCACAGUGAAGUGUUCCCAGUCUGAUGUGGUUCGUGUAUGUUGCAGAAGUAAAGUUUGAAGACAUGUUAUAUAUCCUAUUGGUUUUGUGGCAGGCUAUUUGUGACCUAUGAACCUAGUUUUAACAACCUACCACGGGGCUAUAGUCCAGUCUAUGGAGCCUGAGGCAUGAAGGAACCCUAAUGUCUAUCUAUGUGACCCUAAGCAGCAAGGGACUCCUGGGGCCUGGAUUGUGGGAUAGAUGGGAGCAGGCCAUCAAGUUUCUUGUGGCUAAAAUAGUGUCUUUAUAAUUCUGGAGGAAGCCUUGAGCCCCGGGGGCUGUCUGUGUAUAAGCCACUUGGCUACAGUUCAUGGCUAGUGUGCCAGGACAAGCUAUUUCCAGCCAGAAGAGCACUGGAGUGUAGAGCAGAGAGUCACUUGAACAUGGCUGCUUAAAGCCAGCUGGUCUCCUGAACCCUGAACCUGAGCUCAUGGCUUCACAAAUGGUCCGUUCUAUGAUGUCAAGGUUGUACUCCCUCCUACGGGAUGGCCCUUUUGGGAAAAGUGUCCUUUGCUGUUGUCAUAGGCUAUGAUGCAGGCAGUUCUCAUUUGUUCUCGUUAAAUACAACGAGAUGCUCAUGACAGCAGCUGAGCUGCACUGAGCUCAGGGGCUGGUUUCUGUUAGUGCUGUGCUGGUUUUGUUGAACUGAAACCCCUCUUUGGAGGAAGAAUCAAUAAAUAAUACUAAAAAAUGA
Cricetulus griseus (Chinese hamster) is the source of this 1841-nucleotide messenger RNA. Lineage: Eukaryota; Metazoa; Chordata; Mammalia; Rodentia; Cricetidae. The record is from RefSeq and is a predicted model, not a curated record.